Racocetra fulgida is the source of this 419-nucleotide messenger RNA. The record is from the annotation of a GenBank genome assembly. NCBI's taxonomy places the organism in Eukaryota, Fungi, Glomeromycota, Glomeromycetes, Diversisporales, Gigasporaceae.
CUUCAUUAAAGAAAAGCUCUUCUUGUUUACAACUAAAUUCUAAGGUUAUAAUUCAGGUUGAAAACUCUACCUCUAUGCCUGCAAAAUGGUUUACUUUUAAUUUGGAUAAAUUUUCUAUUUUUCGUAACCAACUUACUGAUCAUAUUUGUAAGUGUACCGAUACUAAUAAUGUUAACAUUAACGAUGAUAUUAAAAUUACUUACAAAGUAAAUGGCCGUGGUCAAGAAAUGGCGUUAGAAGAUGAUGAUGAUUACAAUGCUUUUAUAAGAGAGUUCCAGAAAAUAAAAAAGGCAACCAAAAAUAUAGAUUCGUCGGUAAUUAACAUUGAAGAUUUGGAUUCUGAAGAAGAAAAAGUAAAAACUAAAAGAGCAAAAAAAAGUGAUCGUAUACCAAAAGAGGAAAGGCUAUCAUCUAAUGAA